AAAACCCCCCCCCCCCCCCCCCAAAAAAAAAAACAAGAAGCCAUAAUUAUAUCCCAUCAAACACAUCAUCCAAUAGAGGAAUGGAAACAUACAACACAACAAGAGGAUUAAUGGGAAGCCAAAACCACAAAGCACCAAACCACAACAGCAACAACAAUGGAGAAGAUGAUGCAUCAAGCAGGUCAUUCCCAUGCCUGUAUUGUUCUAGAAAGUUCCACAGCUCACAAGCUUUGGGUGGCCAUCAGAAUGCACACAAGAAGGAGAGAAGUGCUGCAGCAAGAAAGAGCAAAUUCAUUAGGGCAAACUCCCUCCUCCUUCAUCAUCAUCUGGGCCUCUACAUCUCCCCCCACUCUGCCUCCUCGGGCCAACGCUCCGCCCGCACGUUCGGCCCGAGGUUCGAGCCCGACUGCCGCUUGAACAGCAACCCUUACUUGUAUGAUCAAGAAGCCCAAGAUCAUCAUCAUCAUUUCAGCUUUAUUGGGAGUUGGGAGAAGAAUAAGGAUAAUAAAAGGGUAAAGGCACAUCUUGAAUCCAUUCACAAGCAUGCUGUGGACGAUCCAGAGGAAAUUGUAUCAAUGGUUCAAGAGAAAAUCCGAAAUGCUACGGCGAGGAGGAAACUGAUGGGAGGAAAUAACCAAUACUACACCCAAACUGGGAACCCCAUUGAUGACUGCUGGCGCAUCAAUCCCAGGUGGCGGAGAGACCGAAAGCGGCUCGCCGACUGCGGGAUGGGAUUCGGCCGGCUCGCAGUCGGCGGCCGCGACGGAAGAUUCUACGUGGUGACCGACUCGGGUGACGACAACCCGGUGAACCCCAGGCCGGGCACGCUCCGGCACGCGGUCAUCCAGGAGGUGCCGCUGUGGAUCGUGUUCAAGGGGGACAUGCUCAUCAUGCUGAAGGAGGAGCUGAUCAUGAACAGCCACAAGACCAUCGACGGGCGCGGGGCCAACGUCCACGUGGCGUACGGUGCGUGCUUCACGCUCCAAAACGUCACCAACAUUAUUAUCCACGGCUUGCAUAUCCACCACUGUAGGCCCACGGGGAACGCCAUGGUCCGUAGCUCCACCACCCAUUUCGGGUGGAGGACGAUGGCGGACGGGGAUGCCAUUUCGCUCUUCGGGGCCACCCACAUUUGGAUUGAUCACAACUCUCUUUCCAACUGUGCUGAUGGCCUCGUCGAUGCGAUUAUGGGAUCCACCGCCAUCACCAUUUCCAACAACUACUUCUCCCACCAUAACGAGGUGAUGCUGCUAGGGCACUCGGAUUCAUACACAAAAGACAAGAACAUGCAGGUGACAAUAGCCUUCAACCACUUUGGGGAAGGUCUGAUACAAAGAAUGCCAAGGUGCAGGCACGGCUACUUCCAUGUGGUGAACAAUGACUACACCCAUUGGGAGAUGUAUGCCAUCGGCGGCAGUGCCGAUCCCACGAUCACCUCCCAAGGCAAUCGGUUCCUCGCCCCUAACGAUCCUCAUGCCAAAGAGGUGACAAAAAGGAAUAAUGCGAAUGAGUGGGAGUUGAAGAGUUGGAACUGGAGAUCAGAAGGGGACCUCAUGCUGAAUGGGGCAUACUUCACACAGUCUGGCACUUCAACUUCAUAUUCCAGGGCUUAUAGUUUGGAGGCAAAGCCAAGUUCCAUGUUGCCAGCCAUCACUACUUCUGCCGGUGCUCUUGCCUGUCUCAAAGGAAACCGUUGCUAACUAUAUAUACAUAUAUAGCUAGCUAGCUAGCAAUAGUUUCUUUUCCGUUUCUCGUUUUGGUAACAAAAUUUUAAUGAAUGUGCCAUUCAUUA
Molecule: messenger RNA, 1792 nt
Organism: Cuscuta campestris
Lineage: Eukaryota; Viridiplantae; Streptophyta; Magnoliopsida; Solanales; Convolvulaceae
Source: the annotation of a GenBank genome assembly